UUGAAUGGAGAAGUUGACUUUUCAAAAGUAAGCUUCAAAACGUAAACAGUCGGCGUUCUGCAUGGUGGUUUUUGUAACCUAGUGAAUUCGAAUAACGUUUUUAUCGAAAUGGGUACAAAACGAAAAAAUAUGGAGGAUGAAAUGUCCAGAUUUGAAGCGGAAAUUUCAAAAACUGCUGCUGCACUACCGAUGAGCGGUAUGUCUUCGAAUCCGUUUAUUCCGUCUCAAGUGCGUACAGUAAUUGGAUCACAGACAUAUAGUCAAGUGCAACAGAAACUGGCCACAGCACCAACUCGCAUCCCACCACCACCGAUCCCUCCCUUUUUACCGACAUAUACUACACCAACCCCACAGCAUCACGCCCCAGAAAAAUCAUACUCUACGGAGCCAACCCCGGCGGUCGUUAGCAGUGCUCCGAAGCUAUACAAUGCUCGCCCAACAGUUGGAACACUACCCAAAGUGGACGUUUCUUCUGGCGGCGGAGGUUCUGUUAUUGGACCAAAUAUUUCACCAGCACCGGUGCAAUCGUAUGACAUAGCAAACAUACAGUUCGAGGUGACCACUAAAAUAAAAAAACAAAAAACAGAAAAAUCUGGGCCAAAUCCCAUAGCUGAAGAGGCCAUUAAGGCUGCUAGGGCGUCAUCGGCGUUGCAAUCGUUCGGCAAUGCAGAUCGCAGAGGGAAGAAAGAUCGCAAGACUGUUCGAGUUGCUGGUGGCCAAACAUGGGAAGAUCCGUCGCUUGCCGAUUGGCCGGACGAUGAUUUUCGUAUAUUCUGCGGCGAUCUGGGUAACGACGUAAAUGACGAGCUGCUGACACGAACUUUCAACAAGUUUCCGUCGUUUCAACGUGCCAAAGUAAUCCGAGACAAGCGGACAAGCAAAAGUAAGGGCUACGGGUUUGUCAGUUUCAAGGAUCCACAGGAUUUCAUUCGGGCAAUGAAGGAGAUGGACGGUCGCUACGUAGGCAGUCGUCCCAUCAAGCUGCGUAAGAGUACCUGGAGGAACCGUAGCAUCGAAGCUGUGCGGAAAAAGGAUAAGGAAAAGCAAGCUCUGCUCAGUCUCUUCAAUCAGAACUAGCCGGAGUUAUCUGGCAGAAUUCACAGACUCAUAAUAGACGCAUUGUGUCAGCCGUGCUACAAUUUUUUGCUGAUUAUUGUUGUUAUGCAGUGGCUGGUGCGUUUCUAGUUCCGUGUGUGUCUCUGACGGUCGUAUCAAGAAACUAUUCAUUUUUUCAAAUGAGUUUGUUUUGGAACGAAUAAGACGGAAUUUUGGGAGGAAUUUCAGAAUUUAAAAAAAUUGUUUUAGUUCUAUGAAUCAGCCGAGAAUGUACAGUUUUGGAGCGAAUUGCUAACGUUUUUGUUAGAUGCUGAAUAUUAUCUAAGUUCCAUUAUGCUCACUUAUUAUUGACAUGAAUAAAAGCGUGCAUUUUUCAUCCAGUAUCAAUUUUC
Messenger RNA from Wyeomyia smithii (pitcher-plant mosquito), 1448 nucleotides. Its product is annotated as RNA-binding protein 42. The coding region runs from base 109 to 1077 and encodes 322 amino acids. Lineage: Eukaryota; Metazoa; Arthropoda; Insecta; Diptera; Culicidae. The record is from RefSeq and is a predicted model, not a curated record. Gene Ontology annotation, molecular function: mRNA binding. The transcript is spliced from 5 exons.